Molecule: messenger RNA, 2428 nt
Organism: Bolinopsis microptera
Lineage: Eukaryota; Metazoa; Ctenophora; Tentaculata; Lobata; Bolinopsidae
Product: piwi-like protein 1
Exons: 1
Coding region: 308-1093 (261 amino acids)
Biological process (GO): regulatory ncRNA-mediated gene silencing
Cellular component (GO): P granule
Molecular function (GO): RNA endonuclease activity; piRNA binding
Source: RefSeq, a predicted model, not a curated record
UCUCAUCAUAUGUACAUCUAGAGAUUCGGCACAUGCCUCAACCUUCAAAGAUACCUGCAACAAAGUGGGGCCUGCUUGUGGCAUACAUAUCGGAGCAGGCGGACAAGUUGUGACAAUAAACUCAGACAGUGCACGAGAUUUCAUCGGAGCUAUUCGUGCUAAUGUUCGAGACACAACAAAGAUUGUGAUUUGUUUGGUGCCAAAUGACAGGAAAGAUCGAUAUGACGCCAUAAAGAAACAUUGCUGCAUUGAACAGCCCAUUCAAUCACAAGUUUUGGUCACAAAGAAUCUGAAUCCAAAGAAAGCCAUGUCUGUUGUGACCAAAGUUGUCCUGCAAAUGAAUGCAAAGCUAGGUGGGGAGCUGUGGUCGAUUGCAAUUCCUAUGAAAGGAGUCAUGUAUAUUGGUAUAGACACAUAUCACGACAGUGGAUCCGCAAGGUCUGUGGGAGGAUUUGUGGCCUCUAUGAACGACCUGUGUACAAGAUAUUACAGCAAGACAACUUGGCAAGCAUCAAAACAGGAACUGAUCAGUCAGCUGGAAGUUUGCACUGAUGAAGCUUUGCAACAAUAUUUUAAGCUUAACAAUGCUUUUCCUAGUCGGGUCUUCAUCUUCAGAGAUGGAGUUGGUGAUGGUCAGCUACUAGCUGUUAAAGAAAUGGAGCUUACUUCCAUCAAGAGAGCACUGGCUAAGCUACCACAAAAGCCUCAACUGAUAUUCGUUGUGGUAACAAAGAGGAUUCAACAAAGAUUCUUCUUGAAGCAAGGUGGUAGACUCUCAAACCCUACCCCUGGAACCGUUGUUGACACCAAAGUUACCAGUGAUGCUCUGUUUGACUUCUUUUUAGUCCCACAAUCGGUUGGUCAAGGUACGGUAACCCCAACUCACUACAACGUCCUGGAGUUCUCCACCAACAUACAACCAGAUCACCUCCAGCAGAUAGCCUUCAAACUCUGCCACAUUUACUUCAACUGGACUGGAACUAUCAGGGUACCGGCUGUGUGCCAGUAUGCCCACAAACUUGCGUUCUUGGUUGGUAACCACCUCAACAAGGACCCAUCUCCUCAGCUGGCUAACUACCUUUAUUAUCUCUAGAACUUGUUGGUGAACCAGAAAUAUUGGUACUGACAAUAGAAUCCCGUGAGAGACACUGAUUCACGUCUGUGAUGCAAUCUGCAUGCUAAUUAUUGAUUAAAACAGAAUUUCAUCUAUAAUAUGGCUGCUAAAUGCUAAUCAUUUGUAGUGCAGGAGUAUUGAUCGAAGUUAAGCUAGGAAUGUCUCUCCUAAUAGAGCAUGGGUGCAAUUACCAAUGCAGUUUUUGAAUGUAUUUGGUUUUUUUUUAAUUGUUUUGAAGCGUGUCGUUUCGAGAACAGAUAGCACCGUGGCCGUUCUAAUAAAAUUUAUUGUUUGUGCAAAUUUAACUUUGUCAUUAAAAUGUUGCAUGUCCACGAAGCCCAUAAAGCAUAUGCUAUGUGAAGUGAUAUGAGUUUUAAAAAGAAUAGCAACACUAUCAUAUGUACUAUCAUGGUAAGUAAUGAAAUUUUGCCGUACCGUUGUUUUUAACUAUUAUAUGUAUUAGGGAUCGUUCACAUAUUACAUAAGCCAGCCUAGGAGAAGCUAAUACGCUGUGUAAUAUCUUAUAUGUGUAAAGACAAAGUAGUUGUUUCAGUGAAAAGGUUAGAAUUUGGACUGCGUAAUGAUUUUAAAAUAAGCGAAUACAAAAGUUCAAAAACGUGAACGGUCCCUUAUUGUUGACGAUUUCUGUAGAUUUUUUCGCUCGGCGACUUAUCUUGCCAUGCAAGGAAAAUACGAUAUGGUUGCCAUUUAAUCUGUGUCAACAUCCGUUAUGAAGGAUGCAAUUGUGAGGCUGUUUUGCUUUGUUUUUAAUAAUCUUAAUCACUUAUUUUUUAGCAAAAAUACACUUUGUCAAUAAAGGAAAGUAAUUUUAGAUUUUAUAGUUUUUAACUUGAAGGGGUAGUAGCUGCUUACCACAGUACAGUACUUAUUACCAGUUUAAUGUUUAAAAAUAGAUUUCAAAGUGGACUCAAUAUUAUAUUAUUACUAUAUAAAAUAUUUCUAUCGAUUUGGGUUUGUCACAGAGAAAUCUUUCAAGCUGAACUAAUAGAAAUAUGGCUCAUAUCAUAAUAUUAAUAUUUUUCCUGGAAAUUCUAAGCAUAGGCUACUCUUAGUUACAGUUCAGUUAAAAUUAGGGAAGGAAUUUCAUAAAAUGGACGAUUUUGAUAUUAAAUAUAAGCAUUCUUACCCUUUCAAAUCAGUCCCCAUUCAUUACGUGUAACCAGAUUGUGACACUGUAACGAUGCUAAUGGAAAGUCAAUUUGAGCAGACCUAUAAUCUACUUAAAGGAUAAACUCGGCUUUCAUGUUUUAUCAAUCAUAGCUAAUAUCUUACUUUGAUAAACUUUUUUUUCUC